AUGGACACCAAGCUUAAAGCUGCAAUCCUGAUCGUAUCAGACACAGCCUCGGAGAACCCCGCAUCCGACAAGGUCUUGGAUGCACUUGCGCCGAUUUUGGCCGCCGAGGGGCAGUGGGAAACCCCCGCAUUCAAGAUCGUCCCGGAUAACGUACUCCAGAUCCAGCGAUCCGUCUGUGAUUGGAGUGAUGGUCCUGAUUGGUAUAACCUCAUUCUUCUUAGCGGAGGAACAGGGUUCGCAAUCAAGGAUAACACCCCUGAAGCAGUAUCUCCCCUAAUUCAUCGCCAUGCAUCUGGUCUAGUACACGGCAUGAUUGCUGCAUCCUUGAAAGUGACUCCCUUUGCCAUGAUGGCUAGACCGGUUGCUGGUGUGCGUGAUAAAACUUUGAUAAUUACUUUACCUGGCUCACCUAAAGGAGCAAUGGAGAACCUCGACGCCGUUGUAAGACUUCUGCCGCAUGCCUGUUUACAGGCCGCUGGUGCCAAUUCUCGGAACCUUCAUGCUGGAGGUAUCAAGAAGCUGGAAUCAGAAGCUGGUAUUGGUGAUCAUCAGCAGCACCACCAUCAUCACCACCAUCACCAUGCCCAUGAUCAUGGACAUGGACACAAGGUUCCCAAAGCACACACAUCGCCGUCAGAGAGGCCACAGUCCAACGAUCCAAGCGCAGGCCCUAACCGGCGCUACCGCUCCUCGCCGUACCCAAUGCUUUCCGUAGAGGAGGCACUUCGCCUGAUCAAUGAGCAUACUCCGGAGCCAGAGGUUGUCGAAGUUCCAGUGACCACUUCCUUGAUUGGCUCGGUCGUCGCGGAAGACGUCUAUGCCGCAGAAUCUGUACCGGCGUAUCGGGCUAGUACCGUUGAUGGAUACGCAGUCAUUGCACCAGAACCCAACACCACUGGUCCCUCCACAAAGGGAAUCUUCCCUGUAGCAUCUAUCACCCACGCCAAUGUCGGCGGAAACUUGCAGCCUUUGCAGCCGGGAACCAUUGCUAGAAUCACCACUGGUGCCCCUCUCCCCCCGAACGCGAAUGCUGUAGUCAUGGUCGAAGACACGACAUUGGACUCGUGCACACCUGAUGGCAAAGAAGAAGCGACAAUCGAAAUCCUCACCGGAGAUGUCCAACCCGGCGAGAAUGUCCGCGAGCCUGGCAGCGAUGUCACGCUAGGGUCCAAGAUUCUUGCUAGCGGCGACCUAAUCACCCCCGUCGGCGGAGAGAUAGGACUACUCGCUUCGACCGGCACCAAGACCGUCAAGAUUUUCCGGAAACCACGCGUAGGCGUCCUAAGCACAGGCGAUGAGCUCGUGGAGCACAGCGAUCCGCGAACCCUCACAGGCGGCCAAAUCCGCGACUCGAAUCGCCCAUCCAUCAUCUCCUGUCUGAACUCAUGGGGUUUCGAAACAGUCGACCUAGGUAUCGCCCGAGACACACCAGCAAGCGAGCUCGAGCACGCUCUCCGCGACUCUCUCCGCGGCGUAGGCCGAGCCUCAGCCAGCGUCGAUGUGAUAAUCACAACAGGCGGCGUGUCAAUGGGCGAGCUCGAUCUCCUCAAGCCGACCAUCGAACGAUCCCUCGGCGGAACGAUCCACUUCGGCCGGGUUUCCAUGAAGCCCGGCAAGCCCACCACCUUCGCAACAAUCCCCUUUAAACCAACCGGCGACGACACUCAACAAGAGCGCCAAUCAAAGCUCAUCUUCUCUCUCCCCGGUAACCCGGCCUCGGCCCUCGUCACCCUUAACCUAUUCGUCCUGCCCUCGUUGCACAAGCUCACGGGCCUGGGCCAUAGCUCACAGGCCCUAGCAUUUAAGCCUUGGCUUGCGCCGCAGCUCGGUCUUCCGCGCGUUGCUGUCGUCCUGACACAUCACUUCCCGCUUGAUCACAAGCGUACGGAAUACCAUCGUGCCGUGGUGACGGCGUCGCGCUCGGAUGGCCGGUUGUAUGCGACGAGUACGGGCGUUGAGGACGUGGGGCAGCGGUCUUCCAAGGUGGGGAGUCUUGCUAAGGCGAAUGCGCUGGUGGUGCUGCGACCUGGAAGGGGUGUCUGCAUUAAGGGUGAGAUUGUUGAGGCUUUGUUGAUGGGGGAUGUGCAUGGUUCGGAUACCAGGCUCAGUUGUUAG
Penicillium soppii is the source of this 2115-nucleotide messenger RNA. RefSeq names its product bifunctional molybdopterin adenylyltransferase MobB/molybdopterin molybdotransferase MoeA family protein. The transcript is spliced from 4 exons. Lineage: Eukaryota; Fungi; Ascomycota; Eurotiomycetes; Eurotiales; Aspergillaceae. Bases 1 to 2115 code for a protein of 704 amino acids. Gene Ontology annotation, biological process: Mo-molybdopterin cofactor biosynthetic process; molybdenum incorporation into molybdenum-molybdopterin complex. The record is from RefSeq and is a predicted model, not a curated record. Gene Ontology annotation, molecular function: molybdopterin molybdotransferase activity. Gene Ontology annotation, cellular component: cytoplasm; cytosol.